Molecule: messenger RNA, 732 nt
Organism: Hibiscus syriacus
Lineage: Eukaryota; Viridiplantae; Streptophyta; Magnoliopsida; Malvales; Malvaceae
Product: calcium-transporting ATPase 1, endoplasmic reticulum-type-like
Exons: 1
Coding region: 1-732 (243 amino acids)
Biological process (GO): translation; calcium ion transmembrane transport; intracellular calcium ion homeostasis
Cellular component (GO): ribosome
Molecular function (GO): P-type calcium transporter activity; nucleotide binding; structural constituent of ribosome
Source: RefSeq, a predicted model, not a curated record
AUGGCGAAGAAAGCAAUCGAAUCGGUCCAAUGCUUCUGGCACAAGAAGACGGCGGUGGUUGUAACGUACUGCAAGAGAGACCGUGGGUUGAUCAAGAUCAAUGGUUGUCCCAUCGAGCUCGUCGAGCCGGAAAGACUUCGCAUCAAAGCCGUUGAGCCAAUCCUUCUCCUCGGCCGUCACCGUUUUGAUGGCGUCGACAUGAGGAUUAGAGUCAAGGGCGGAGGUCACACUUCUCAGAUCUACGCUAUCCACCAGAUCAACUCUAAAGCACUCGUGGAUUUUUACCAGAAGUACGUCGAUGAGCAGAGCGAAGAAAACACGCCGUUAAAGAAAAAGCCCAAUGAGUUCGGAGAGGUUCUGGCGAUGAUAAUUGGGGUAAUUUGUGCUUUCGUUUGGUUAAUUAAUGUCAAAUAUUUUCUCAGCUGGAAGUAUAUUGAUGGUUGGCCUAGAAAUUUCAAGUUGUUGUUCGAGAAAUGUACAUAUUAUUUUGAAAUAGCUGUAGCGUUGGCUGUUGCGGCCAUUCCAGAAGGGUUGCCGACAGUUAUUACCACUUGUUUAGCACCUGGGACUAGAAAAAUGGAUCAAAAGAACGCAUUGGUGAGGAAAUUGCCAAGUGUCGAGACAUUAGGGUGUACUACUGUCAUUUGCUCUGAUAAAACAUGUACCUUGACAACCAAUCUGUUGGCAGUAGCUAAGCUUGUGGCCAUGGGGGGCUGUUCAAAACAAACUUGA